AUGGCAGGUAAAGGUGGAAGAAAAACUAAAAAGAAAACUGAGGGAUCUCCGAGAGCUCAAAAAUCUGAUACCCCUGUUGUUGAAGAGAAUGUGCAAGAGCUAUCAGACAGGGACACUAGUGAUGAUUUGCCUGAACACCCCUCUAAGAGAACACAGGGCCAAAAAAGGAGACGUCCAUCUACUGGAGGUGGAGUAUCCAGUAGAACUAGAGCUAGAAAAGCGGUGUCAGAUGGGAAUGAGCCGGCCAAAGAAAUGGCAGUCCAGCAAGAGAGUGCCCCA
This is a messenger RNA of Eruca vesicaria subsp. sativa (arugula), 279 nucleotides long. NCBI's taxonomy places the organism in Eukaryota, Viridiplantae, Streptophyta, Magnoliopsida, Brassicales, Brassicaceae. The record is from the annotation of a GenBank genome assembly.